AUAGGCCGAGUUGUGACGAAUGGUUCCAGCAUAUUAUCAUUGCUUUCCCUCCCCUUACUUAUAUAUUCCCCUACUUGACGCGCUUAUUGGAUACUGGAAACAUAUUCUUGCUUAAUGGCAGACUCGGUUCCCAGCACUUCAUUUGAAUCAAGUGUCCUUCUACAUGUAAAGGAUGACGAAGAAGCAAAGAUUUUUGCAAGGAGAACAGAUUUUCUAUCAGGAAGAUACUUCUUAAAAACUAAAUUUCAUGAAACAUUUCUUACACACAUUCAAGCUUGCAUACUGGGCAUGACAAAUUGGAAUUAUGUGAGUGGAAUUCAAGGGUUAGGCAAGACGUCAUCUGUGCUAUACUAUGUUUUGGAAUGUAGGAAAAAUGGUAAUGAUGGAAUUCAUUAUUUUGAUUUAGAAAAGAUAAUUUCCAAGGAUAAAAAGUUGAAAACUUUUAGUGAAUUUUCUGAGAAGUUUGAUGAUGGUCAUUGUGUUAUUGUUGAUCAUGUGACUAUGCACAAUUCUCAUUACCUUGACAAAAUAAAGGAGAUCACCAGCGAGAAAGAAAUUAACUUCAUAUUAAUUGAGACAGGUUUUACAGCAUGUGCACAUUAUUUACUUGACUUUGGGAAAGAUUUACAGUUGAAUGAGGACUCCUUCUUGAGAAUCUGGAAAGGAUCCUUGCAGUCACUAGGUUAUCAUAACUCUAGUCUUACAGCUAUUGGAAAUGAAAUUUAUGCUUUAUUUUCAGAAAGAUUCAUUGUGACCCCAAAAUUGCUUCAUUCGGUGCUAGAUUAUUUCAUGAAAAGGUCUGGUCUAACUGUUGCUGAAGUUUUGAGACAGUACACAUUAGACAGGCAAAAUGAAAUUGCAAGCUUUAAAGGAUGUCAGCCAGACAGUAGUAAAGAAUAUGAAAAGUUCCAACUCCAUACAACAAUUUUACUGGAAUAUAUUCCAGAUAGAGGAGAAUGUAUUUUUACCGAAGAUGAGGCAAUUUUUUUAAAAGUGGCUGUGAACAUAUUUGAAAUGAAAAAAUGCAGAGUCACCAGAAAUGAUUUAGAAACUAAUUUGGAAGUCUUACGACUUGAUCUCAAUGAAGGGGAUUUCUAUAUUAAGGUCAGGCAUCUUGUCCCUUAUCUAGCAAAUGAAUGGUGCAGAAGACUUCCUUUUCAUUUGGAAGAUAUGCUGGAAGAAGUAGCCAGUGAUGAAAUCUUUGCAAUUAUGUUUCAGAAUGGAGGCGCAAGAAAAGAGUUUAAAAAACUCCUAAUAGAAACUCAGCAGAAAGUAGGGCUUGUCAUCUUACCUGAAGUUGAAGUGUCUGAAACCGUUUAUUUUAAAUCUGAUAUCCAACACAAUAUUUCUCAAACAAAUGGAUUAAAAUUUGUGGUUAUGCCAUCUCAAAAUUUUAGGACUCCUGAUAAAUCCUUGGAUUCUUACCAAAAUGAUUUACCUGAAAAUUUUAAAGGUCAUCUAAGAAAUGUUGCAUUGUUUGGUGUAUAUCUGAAACAACAGAUUGCAUCAAGAGGUGACUUUGUUGCUUUUCCGCAAUCACAAAAUUUCAUGGGAUUUGAUUACUUUGUGCAUCAGCAAAUUGAAACUGAAGAAAACUGUCCUCCCCAGAAAAAGGCAAAGACUAAAAAAAACUCAGUGUUGUACCUUAUUCAAGUGGCAACUGGUUGUUCUCAUAGAGGGGAUACUAUGGGAAAAGCUCUGGAUGUGAUGAAAAAGAUAUUUUCUGAUGAGGAUGUUACCUUACAUGCUGUUGUUAUCAUUGCCAGAGAUGACGAUAAACCAUACACUUUGAACAGGUGCAGUUUCAAAAAUCUAUCAGUUAUUAACUUGUAUAUGAAAAAUUCUGAUGGCAUACAGAAUAUACUACAAAUGAGCAGGCUCCUGUAUAGAUUUUAUACUCAUUUGAUUGAAAACAAACUGGAUGCAGCCCAUUUCUGUAGAUAGAACCCUGUGAUGGAGAAGAUUCCUAAUACCUCCUGUAUGAAUUUUCAACCGAAUUUCCAAAGAAAAAAUUUGGUUAAUUAUGGAUAUUGGAGUUGUAUGGCGAACAGGCUGGUGGGCUUGUAACUCCAGUUGUUUCUGUGUGAAAACAUGAACUAUUCAAUCAAAGCUUUUUAAAAUUUAAUAUGUUGUUACUGUCAGAUGAUAAAAUGGAGGUCAAGUUCGAUGUUGACAAUUUAAAUUUUCACAGUAUAGAAGUUAUGUUCCUUGAAAGAUUGAAAAAUGGCACAACACAAAUAAAUGUUAAAAAUUCUGGAUUACUUUCAUUCUGACAGCUCUUGUAUCCACAUUUGAUUGAGAACAAAAUAAGAAUGCAAUCCAUUUCCUGAGAUACAUGUAGACCCCAAGGAGUUGUUCUUUAUUUACUGUUCGGGCUUGAUUUUAAAUAGCAUUUUUUAUCUCAAUAUAAUUCUUUGCAUACUGUAGUACAUACAUUUGACAUUUACAUGAUUAAUCAUUUUUUUUAUAUGAUACAUUUUAAGCAAUUCUACACUGCACACAAAAGAGUUCUAAUUCCAUGGUAAUUUUGUGCAGUUAGAGUGAUCUGCCCUUUGAUGUAAAAUAGAAUAAACUUUAACUGCAAUAUACAGUGUAUGAUAUGAUUUGUAAUCAAUUCAAAUAUUCUAAACAUUGUGUAUAAGACCAAGGUAAAGUAAUUGGAAACUUUUUGAGGAUGUUUUUUUUUCCAAAUAAGCAUUUAAUUUAAAUUUUCUUUGACCAAACCUUUUUUUCAAAUUUUAACAAUAACAUAGUGAUCUGUAGUUUAAAUAUUGUGCGUGGGGUCCUGGCCCAACCCAUUUUAGAAAAAAAGGGCCCAAAAGAACCAAUCAAGUAGAGUUGACUUGUAGAUUACAAAAUUGAUUUUUUAGGUUCUCUACCCUUUGCUGAGAAAGAGGGGCCCCAGAGGUUCGAAAAACAAAAAUUGCUUAAAAGUAAUGUGGUACAAUCAAUUAAUAUACAUGAUAUAUGAAGCAUACCAUAACAAAGGUAUUAUUGAAUUAAAGAUUUCAGAAAUGACAUUUUUUGGGGACUUUUCUU
This is a messenger RNA of Mytilus californianus (California mussel), 3039 nucleotides long. RefSeq lists its product as uncharacterized. Bases 115 to 1944 code for a protein of 609 amino acids. The transcript is spliced from 2 exons. NCBI's taxonomy places the organism in Eukaryota, Metazoa, Mollusca, Bivalvia, Mytilida, Mytilidae. The record is from RefSeq and is a predicted model, not a curated record.